GAAACCGAAACCGACCAAAGAGACAUCUAUUCACCAGUAAGAAAUGUAAAGAAUCACAGAUGGCCGUCUCAAAUCAACAACCGGUGCAGUGAACGAGACGAGCAAAAGAGACGCGGUUAUGUACGCAAAACAAUCGCGUCAGACGCGCAAAACGUCGUGAAACAUGUAAGAAGUUGUUAUCAUAAGUGCCAUCGCGUUGAAUUUUACGUUUCUUUUUGUUCCGCGACACUGCGAAUCGCAACGGCGAAAGUAAAAUUUGUCCCGACCUGCCGUCGCUUUCACGGAAUUGGUUUUAUCGUUGUGUGACGUACAAUUUUCGGAGCACCGAGGCCAAACUCGAAUCGCUGUACAAGGAUGAGCGCGAACAAUGUGCAAGCACUUUUUGCGUGCUCCAGAUGCUUUUCGAGGCAUCCGUUCGAGGAACUUUCCCCUGGCCAGCAAUUGUGCAAGGAAUGCAGAGGUGCAUUUCCUGUGGUGAAAUGUACAUAUUGUAGAUCAGAAUUCCAGCAAACAAUAAAAGGUAAUACGAGCACUAUAUGUAAAAAGUGUGAGCAAAAUGUGAAAGCUUAUGGAAAGCCAUCGGCCUGUGAAUAUUGCAAUACUAUAGCUGCAUUUAUUGGCAGUAAAUGUCAAAGAUGUACAAACUCUGAAAAACGUUAUGGUCCACCCGUAACAUGUGAGCAAUGUAAACAGAAGUGUGCCUUUGACAGACAAGAUGAAGAUAAGAAGGUUGAUGGGAAGUUAUUAUGUUGGCUGUGUACUCUGUCAUACAAACGCGCAUUGGCAAAGACAAAACAGUCUGAUGCCGAGAGGAGGGCGCAUCUGAAACUGGCACAACAACGAGCAGCAAAGCACAAAGAACAAAAAUUGAAAAGUCACAAUAAGCGACCACACAGAGUCGAUGUGACGAAGUUGCCGCCUCAAUCUGAAAGCGCAGAGACGAAUGGUCCAACGCCAGUGAAAGCAGCGCGGAUGGCAGGCGUUCACGAUCCGCACGAUCCAAAUAGUUCAGAUCAUGUGGUUGCCGUUACGCAACUGAAAGAGAAGAUAGCGCACCUCCAGAAACAAAUCUCUAUCAAGGACGGGCAAUUGCUUGCUAAAGAUAGACAGAUCACAGAGUUGAAGGCAAAGAAUUUCACGUCGGAAACGGAACUACGUAACAAGAUGAAAGCGUCAGAGAAGGAGUAUGAAGCCAAAAUAUCGACGAUGCAACAUAAGAUUUCCAGUUUGCUGAAAGAAGUUGCUUCCUUAUCAAAAAGCUCCAAGCGGGGCGAUAGAGUAACUGCGACGAAAACAGAAGCUGGGACCAACAGUGGAAGUGGAACAGACAGUCCUGUACCUUGAUAAGGUAGGACAUUUCAAAUCCUCUCAUUAUUUGUCAAUUAAUGUUCAAUUGAUCGUAUUCUACAUUUACAUUUUUAUUCGACGACACGAUCUAUUUACGAUAAUAAAAUGUUGUAACUGAAUACAUAUUUUUGGUGUUUGGAAUGAUAUUUUAUUUGUGAUUUAGCGUUUGUGACUUCUUAAUAUUUCGUUUUCGAUUAAGAGUCGAACGUUGUCAGGAUUCCAUUUCUUUUGCGCUUUUAGUUGUGAUCUAUUAUUUCCAAAUAUGUGUAUAAGAACGUAUUAUUUUUGCUACCUCGUUCCUAUAUUUUCUUACGAUAUUGUAUUUCGUUAGGUUGAUUUUUCAUUCUACCCUCAAAUUGUUAAUAUCGAUUUUAUUUUACAAUGAAGAUCACUCGUUCGAAGAUCUGUUAAUAUACACGUUUCUUCCAUAAUUCCUUUUCGUUUUUAGUCAUCGAUGCUUAAAAUGUUUUGCGCACAUCAUAACUUAUAGCGUUUCUGAUCAUUUCUGCUCGUAUCGUUCAUGAUCACGUAUGGUGGCACGAAGUUAUUAUAUUUACUGGUGCGCAUUGUGAACAGUGUCUUUUGUGGAUAAAAGAAACGUGUAAUUUUUUGUGGGAGAUGAAAGACAUAUCUUAAAACUGUUUUCAGGGACUUGGUUAGCUGUGACAACAUACUCAAAUGUCCAUACCCGCAUAAAUGAUGUGGUACAUUACAUAUAGCUAAUUGUUUCCAUUAACAAGGCAAAAUCUGUAUUAUUUUUCUAAUUAAUAUAGGAAUGUAUAUUAUCUUCGGCGUGUACACGGGAAAUCUUACGCGUUCUUCUAACGGGGGAUGAUCACGAUAUCGCAUGUGCAAAGUGAAACAUGUUAUUCGUAAAUUAGAUAGCUUUCCCCGUUCUUAUUCCGUUUCAUGACAAUGCCCCGGACGCGAGUUCCUACGACUCGAUAUUGUGGUAAAUUUGUUGCAUGACGAAAAGAUAAAACAAUUCAUACUUAAUUGGAUUGUACAAUAAGGGUCCGUGUGAAGGAACACUCGUUUCGAUAUGGGAGUGAUUUUUAUGAUCCGAGUUCCGAUACUUGCGACGAGAAUGAACAAGUUAUAUACAGAGAAACAUUACACACAUAAACACACUAUGAUUGAGCAAUAGUGCUGGUGUAACAUUUUCCUAUUUAUAAUGAUGAAGAUGUAACGACGAUGAACCAGGAUAUGGUGAUUGUAGAUCAAUUUACAAUAAAAGGAAAAAAACGAAUA
This is a messenger RNA of Ceratina calcarata, 2598 nucleotides long. Its product is annotated as protein FAM76A. NCBI's taxonomy places the organism in Eukaryota, Metazoa, Arthropoda, Insecta, Hymenoptera, Apidae. The record is from RefSeq and is a predicted model, not a curated record. The transcript has 6 exons. The coding region runs from base 355 to 1344 and encodes 329 amino acids. Gene Ontology annotation, cellular component: nuclear speck.